Messenger RNA from Porites lobata, 15952 nucleotides. Lineage: Eukaryota; Metazoa; Cnidaria; Anthozoa; Scleractinia; Poritidae. The record is from the annotation of a GenBank genome assembly.
GGAAUGCAGUGCAUCAGUGAGCAUCCACAUAAUUUCCCUUCACAACAUGGACGCAGGUUUGAAACGAAAACACUUUGACACAAGCGAUCCCGAAGAUGCGACUAAUCGCAAGGUGGUGUCUCAUUUGAUUUCUUUUCUCUCAUAGUAUUUAGAUGUUAUUUAGUUUUUAGGCAUUUGUACGAGACGUGCCUGCCAUUAAUUGAAAAUGUACUGCACUAUUUAAAGCUUACGUGUCCUUCGAUUGUUUUGUUCCGCUCUUUUACAUGAUUGCUUUGAACAAUUUUUGCAUAGAAACACCAGGCUGAAACUGAUGGAAAGAAACAUACUUCAAUCGUGUUUUCAUUGAAAGAGGAGGUUGGUUCUCUGGCCAGGGCGCUUAAACUGUUUGAGGUAAAUAAUAAUUAUGCCAAUCACAUGCAUCGAUGAUAAAAAAAACUCUCUAGCUACGCAGCUUGAGCUUACAUACAUCUUAACAUUCUUUUACUCUAUUGACUAACUAAACUUUCGCAUUGAUUACAAAAACUUUUUCUGCGGAAAAGCAAAAAUUUUUAUUCUAUAUAAUCGACGAGAUCUAUAUGUAUGGGUUUUUAAUUUUUAUUAGCAUUGCAAAUUCAAUAUGCUCUUUACAAUUGGACAGUACAAAAUACAGACUGCAGACUGACUGCAGACCAUUCAUUAAUUGUUUUCAGGGUUAGAAAGCAACGGGACUAUUCGUGUCACAUGCUCAUUGGCAUGGUGAAAACAAUGGUCUCCAGCGGUCUGCAGUCUGCAUUUAAAUGUACCAUCCUUAGAAUAGCCUACGAUUCAUUGGCACAAGCUACUGGCAUGUUACUCAUGCGGAAAGGCCUCCAGUUUUCUUGGCUGUACACAUAUCAGUUCACAGAGAACUCUUUGGAGAGCAUGACGAUGUUAUCCAAAAACCUAGUUUCAUCAGAAGCACUGGACAAAUUAUGCAAACUAGAAGUAUUUCAAUGCUUGAGCACAGUAUUUUUGAAUCUCUCAUAAUACAAGUCACUCUGAUUGCCACCUAAAAUUUUGCAGCAUUUGACAACAAUAGUUAUGUUAUGCAAAUUUGGGGACAAACAGAGUGUAUUGGGCGAUUCCAGAAAAUAUCCAUACCAUACCACGGACGGCUUUAAGGAUUUCCGAAGGGGAGGGGGGAUUCAAGAUUAUGGAAUUCUGAAGGCAUGGGGGGGUAUUUACGAUUUGAAAUCCGAAGGUAUGGGGGAAUUCCACAGGCGGGAUUUCUGGAGUAGAAAGUGUAGAGUAAGUUCCUGGAAAACGCUAUUGUUGUGGACUUUUGUAGUUCGUAAAUAAACCACGAACGUAUGACCGCGGAAGCAGAAGACAAGCAUCGAUAGAUCAGACACGUGUUUACGCUCAUAACUUAUAGAAGUGAACAGUAAAAUGUUGGUUUCACAUUUACCUUGAUGAAUUUCUUGUCAUGUGAAUAAAAACUGAAAAUGUAUCUUUUAAUACCCCUUGCAAAUUUCUUGUUACUCCCGUCCGAAACCGUCCGAUAAACAGUAAAAAACUCGCACCAGUCCCUCACUUCCAAGGAACGCCUGUCAGAUUAGAACGCUUUUCGUGCGCACUACAUGACGUAUAAAAGGACGCAACACAACUCGACGGUAUAUUUGACCGCCAGAAGAUUUUAACAGUCUGUUUGAGCUAUUUUCCUUUGUAAACGUCAAAACAGCACAAGAAAACAAAGAGGAGUAAAAUUACCUUAAGUGGUGUUUAUUUUUAUAGCCAAAUUCGGACUUAAAAAGGAGUUUGCACGGCCUGGCAACUAGCGUAGGUUUUUCUUGUCACUGAAGAGUAAAGCUUGUCAUCUGGCGCCGCUAGAUCACAGCCUUGAGGAGGCAUAAAUUCAUGUUCGUUUGUUCUUAUAGGCGUUGCUAAGUCAAAAAUGUACUUCCAAAAAACCCGGAAAUUCUGAAGGGGAGGGGGGUUCACGACUAUGGAAUUCUGAGGGCAUGGGGGGGUAGCGCAUUUUGGAAUUUCCGAAGGCAAGGGGGGGUUAAAACUUGGAAGCCGUCCGUGGUUGGGUAUGGAUAUUUUCUGGAAUUGCCCAUUAUGGAGGAUUUGAAAAUAGUCAAUAAAUAUCAUUUGGUGAUUCUCAGCAGCUAGGAUCUGUCCCUACCCUAAAUCUCAAAACGAGGAAGAGAUAUCCCUUUUGGUAUUUUUUUGCAAAUUCAAAACAUCUCUGUACCCUCUUGUCACCUGAAUGCAUCUGUCUGAUGUCGCUGUUUCAGGGCUUGAAAUAAUGGGGGGUCAACAGACUACAUCCUGCCAAGAUGACCAAUAUUUUAUCCAGGCAAACUUUCGGUUUUAAUAAGUAGUUUCUUAGAAAUCGAUUUUGAGAUAAAUAUUAGCGAUAAAAAAUCACGACGUUUCAACCUCUCCGAGGUCAUUUUCAAGUGUUUAAAAUGACCUCGGAGAGGUCGAAACGUCGUGAUUUUUUAUUGCUAAUAUUAAUUAUUUUAUCUCAAAAACUUUCGGUUUGCCAGUCAUUUUGACUAGAUAUGUAAACAAGUCACCAGAAAAAAAAUUCACACCCUUACAUUUCAAGAGGACUAGCAACUUUUUUCACUUUACAUUUUUGCUUUUUGCUUUGUUAGGCUACAGUGUCAUACAUUCAAGUUGUUAUUUUGACCGGUCAGAAAAUAGAUGUGACCGAGUUUCAGUCAAACUAGCCUUCCAUGCAGACGUUCUUAGGGCUUUGCAACGCGUUCCUUUGCCAUGAAGGAUUGCGUGACAAGCCAAAAGAAAAUCUGUAUGGAAGGCUGCAGACAAACCUGGCAAGACCAUGAACUCUUGAAAUAUUUCAGAAAUGUUUAUUGUGUUAUGACCAAUCCCAGCACUAGGAUUUGUUAUGAGAUUAAUAUAUAUACCUAGCAGCUAGCAUACAAAGUAAAUGAGAGCCAGAAAAUGGAGAGGUCAUCCUAAAUGCUAUUAAUUUUUAUGUAUCACAGGCUCACAAGGUUAACAUGUCCCACAUUGAAUCCCGUCCUUCUAAACGCUCCAAGACAGAAUACGAUUUCUUUGUGGACUGUGAAGAAAUUCAAGGACCCAGGCUAACAAAUUUUGUGGAUGCCUUAAAAGAUCAAGCCUUGUCAAUCACUGUGCAUUCAGAAGAAGGGGGAGGUGAGCGUUAUGUUUCCCAUAUUUAUUCCCCCUGAGCCUUAAGUAAACCCCUCAACCAAAUUAUACAUAAUGUAAGCUCCCAGUCUGAAUGUACCAAAAAGCCCCCACUCCUUAUGCUGAUUCUGAGUCAAACUGACAAGAUUAUUUUUUAAACUGCUAGUCAAGAUUUCAUUCCUGUGUAUUGGUAAGUUCCCAUCAGCUCGCUACCCUUCUAAACUACAUCCCUUUUCCAGAGGCCCAAAAAAAUUGGGCCAACAGUCAUACAAAAAUCUGCAGGUAUCAAUUGUUUCAUUGGUAAACUAUCUUGCAUUCAUAGAAUAUGCCUCUGUGUUAAGUUGUUGAAUUCAAAGAAAGAUACCCUAUUCAAUACUACCAUUCUCGUAGUCAAUCCUUUAGAAACAAUAUGCAUAAUAUGUAAAUGUAUAUUCAAGUAGCUAAAGCACUGAUCAGAAAUUUUUGUUCCAUUUUGUAACGUUUUCAUUUGUUAUUUUUCCUCUCCACUUUAACUUUGAGAUUUGUAGAGUUUUUUGUUUUAGCUGUAGUAAUAGCACAGCACUUGCACUGCAGGCAUGUGAGUGUAAUUGUACUAGAUCAGUUGUAUGACUGCUUUGUUAUCUUAUGUGAAUUUGUUGUGAAAUCACAUUUUAGGUCAGAUUUGUAUAGCAUUUGCAACUUCGUUUCACAGCACCAUGGCCCAAGCUUUUCUGGUGUUGUAGCACCCACAAACUCAUUUACUUUGAUAUUUUUGAUAGUUGGUCCUUUUUAAUUUGAUCAGUAAAAAUUUAGCUGUAAAACUAUUCUCCCUGAGUACUUGAAUUGAAUGAAUGAACAUUAUGAACUUAAUUUAUUAACAAAAAUUGUUGCAUCUUCUAGCUGGCUUCAACAGGUAGCCUGCUAGUUAGGGAAACGUGAUAAUUAAAAUUGAAUUAAGUAUAAGAAUACGUUCAGUAAUAUUUACAUUAAAAAAAACGGUUAGCAAUAAAAUUAUUCUCCAAUAACUAUGCCUUAAGUAGAAAGUUCGAUUUAAAUCAAAGAUUCUGUUGAAGGUUAUUAUAUAAAUAAAAAUAAAUGUGCUUAAAUAUGCAUGUAAACGUACAUUAAUAGUAUUAAUAAAAUAUUAAUGAUGAUUUUAAUGAAUAUUAUUUACUGUAGUUUAAACCUAAAAGUAGUGACUGAUUUAAGUCAAGUGUAAAUUAAGACCUCAAGUAUUGCACAGGUGGCAAUUUGCACAUUUGUGGGCUAAGUGUGAGUUUGUUAUAAUAUUGUUAUGGUAGGCACUUCUCUGCAUAUUAUGGUGCAAAUAAACUUGAAACUUUAAAAGCCAUUUACCCCUGAACUGCACAUAUGGCCUGUGCCGAUCCACAUCCCUCUACCACUUGUGUAUGUCAUUAGUAACUAAGUGACUUAAUAGUCACCGACAACUCUGACAUCUAACUCGUGCAGGGGAAGACCUCUUUCAAAUCAUACUGGAAUGCACAUGAUUCAGUCAAUCAGGUCAGAGUAAUUAAAGCCCAAAAAACCAUAUGAUAAAAGAGAUCGGAAAAUUCCAAUGAAAAUCUUGUUCCACUUCCCACCUGCACUUCACAGUAUCCAGAAAAUGGCUCAACUUAGUUUUAUAGGGCGUUUUUUGGAAAAACAAUAUGUUAAACAAAAAAUAAUGAAGACACAUUGCAUACAGGUUUAUAUUAAAAAAAAUAUAUUAACCCAUUUGCCCCUGAACCGCCCGUAACCGCCCGUGCGGAUCCAGGUCCUUUCUACCCUUUGUGACGUCAUCAGUUUUAACGGUCAAAGACAACUUUCUUCGCUAACUUGUGCAGAGUGAAGAGAUCUUUCAAACCAUACCAGAAUGAGCACAAUUCAGUCAAGGACACCGGAGAAAGAAGCAAAAAACCAUGUGACACUGACCCGAAAAUCUCAAUGAAAAUCUUGUUCCAUUACUCACCUACCUUUCCUUUCACCUAAUCCUAAGAUCCUAAAAGCUUUCCUAAAAACUAUUCCCACCAAAAUGAAGCCUACUAAAUGCCCAGCAAGAGAAAAAAAAAAUGAGGCAAGAAAAGCGAAAAAAGAAGGGAGGAGAGAAAGCGAAAAGUAAAAGUCAAGACUGCUGUGUCACUUUUAAACCCAAAAACUAUCUCGAAAUUUUGCUUUCUGCGCAUGCCUGAACUUCGCAAGCUGAAUAUAUUUUGCAUCUGGAUCAGAAGGCCGCGAAGUUUACAACCUGUAAACUGGUUUGUGGUAAGUUUUAGCUCUUUAUAGCACGACAGUGACCAGAAAACCACUUGACUAGCUUCAAAACGCGUUUUUCGGCAAAAUCUCCAGGAGCGAAUGGGUUAAUGCUGUUCAUCCUUAACUAGUAAAAAUGACACACUGGCAAUCAAUGUAUGGAUAAAUAAAGUGUUAAGUUAUGAAAUGUAUAGAAACGAACUAAUAUAUUUUAUUAAAAAGGGCCUUAAUUUGUCAUCCUCUGUAUUUUUAAAUUUAAGAUCAAUUAAUUCAGAACCAUAAGAGUCCAUUGACCAUGUGUGACACUGUGGUAUACGUAGUGAUAUGAUGUGUUUAAUGUACUGUAAAUCUUCUAUUAAGCCCCCCAAGGGCUUAUUUAUUUCAUGCCCUUUUGGGGGGGGGGCACUUAAUAGAGGUGGGGAGCUUAUUUAAGAGGGGGGAGAUUAUUUCAUGUAGAAAAGAUAAUGGUAUCACUACUCCAUAAAGAACUAGAAUACAAAUUGGAAAAGCUCAAGUAUGAGAAGGUUGGAGGUCAUGCAGCCAGGGAUCAGAAUCAAAUCUAAAAUUCCAGUUGGUAAAUAAACCAGGUAUAGAGGAAUUACAGUAUGUUAAUUUCCUGGCACAAGUCACUUGCACAAGUCAUAUGCACCUGCACCUGCACCAGAUAAUUUUAGUUUGCCAUCUUACUGGUUAAUUACUAAUAACCAUAUCUGUUGAUUUUUCUGGUGUGCAACUGAUUUGUUGUCAUGGUUACUGUGCAUACAUUACAACUCAUCAGAGUCCUCUGAUGGUAAGUUAAUUGAUUUACGUGUUGUUUAUUAGUUUAAAGUUAUUAGAUCAAGUAUAAUAUUGGCAACAAAAAAUGAUUAAAAUAAAGUAAGAAAAUUAAAAUAGGAAAGUUAUUGGGCGAUUCCAGAAAAUAUCCAUACCAUACCACGGACGGCUUUAAGGAUUUCCGAAGGGGAGGGGGGAUUCACGAUUAUGGAAUUCUGAAGGCAUGGGGGGGUAUUUACGAUUUGAAAUCCGAAGGUAUGGGGGAAUUCCACAGGUGGGAUUUCUGGAGUAGAAAGUGUAGAGUAAGUUCCUGGAAAACGCUAUUGUUGUGGACUUUUGUAGUUACGUAAAUAAACCACGAACGAUGACCACGGAAGCAGAAGACAAGCAUCGAUAGAUCAGACACGUGUUUACGCUCAUAACUUAUAGAAGUGAACAGUAAAACGUUGGUUUCACAUUUACCUUGAUGAAUUUCUUGUCACGUGAAUAAAAACUGAAAAUGUAUCUUUUAAUACCCUUGCAAAUUUCUUGUUACUCCCGUCCAAAACCGUCCGAUAAACAGUAAAAAACUCGCACCAGUCCCUCACUUCCAAGGAACGCCUGUCAGAUUAGAACGCCAGACGCACUACAUGACGUAUAAAAGGGCGAACACGACUCGACGGUAUAUUUGACCGCCGAAAGAUUUUAACAGUCUGUUUGAGCUAUUUUCCUUUGUAAACGUCAAAACAGCACAAGAAAACAAAGAGGAGUAAAAUUACCUUACGUGGUGUUUAUUUUUAUAGCCAAAUUCGGACUUAAAAAGGAGUUUGCACGGCCUGGCAACUAGCGUAGGUUUUUCUUGUCACUGAAGAGUAAAGCUUGUCACCUGGCGCCGCUAGAUCACAGCCUUGAGGAGGCAUAAAUUCAUGUUUGUUUGUUCUUAUAGGCAUUGCUAAGUCGAAAAUGUACUUCCAAAAAAACCCGGAAAUUCUGAAGGGGAGGGGGGGUUCACGACUAUGGAAUUCUGAGGGCAUGGGGGGGUAGCGCAUUUUGGAAUUUCCGAAGGCAAGGGGGGGUUAAAACAUGGAAGCCGUCCGUGGUUGGGUAUGGAUAUUUUCUGGAAUUGCCCAUUCACAAGUAUGCAACUUUAGCCCUGAAUAGGGCUGUAAUUGUUAAAACUAUUGACUGCUGUCUCAUCAGUUAUAUUUUGAAGUAGUUAUUCUUUCAACUGACAGUGGGGUUUGAACCCUUUACGAUAAAAAUAAGGUUCAGGGAUGAUAUAUACAGCUGUAAAAAGGAAUGAGAGUAGUAUUUAGGUAGGGUGGCUGAGUGGUCAGAGUUUAAAACAAAGUUUAUUAUUAUUAUUAUUAUUAUUAAAUUAUUAUUAUUAUUAUUAUUAUUAUUAUUCUCACACCCUAUAGGUGACCUUAUUCCCUAUAAAGCAUCAAGCUGUCCCGUGUCUAUGGUCCUUCUUAGGAUCUUAAUUAGCUGUUCCCAACAAACAAGCUAAGCUUCCUGGAGCAGUACAAUGAUCCCAUGUGUUCCCAGCUAAAAGCUGAUCCACAUCCUUCGGUUUUUACUCACAGUCCCAAGAGCUUUGAUUACAAUAGGGAUGACAGAUACACUUCUGCAGUUCGAGAUUUUUUGCACUUCUACCUUUAAGUAUUAUUAUUAUUAGUAGUAUUAUUAUUAUUAUCAUUAUCAUUAUUAUUUCAACAUUUGAACGACCUAUAAAAUCAGGAGUUUCAAUAACCAGUUUAAGGUGUGUCUAGUGCUGCCUAUAUAUAUAGGGCUAUAUAUAGUUGCAGUACUCCUGAAGUAAGGAUGUUACAGUAAGAUGUUAGGGAAAAGGCUCCAGCGGUCCCUUUCACAGCCACCCAAUAUGCCAACAUUAUCAGCUACACAUGGAAAAAGUUAUCAAAACCCCUGCUAACUUAGCAUAAAUAAUGUACAUUAGGAGGCUUAACUUAUAUGUACAUGUAGGUAUCCCCUGAAAGCAGCAUCCCCUUUUCCCUGGUAUACGUUACUAAAUGAUGUGAUUUACAUGCAUGAAGUAAAUGACAUGUUAUGUAUUGUACUUAUUGACUUAGCAAAGCCCCUCGGUGUUCCCUCUAGAAAUUCUGUAGAGUGUGACAUUGACAAAGAUAUUAAAUGUUUUCUGUCUUUGGGGAAUGUCGCAGCCUUUGCCUUUUGCCUUUACUUGGCUUCUUAGCUUAAGAGUUUAUUCACCAGUACAAUGCAUAUUAUUGCCACCAGCCUUUUCUAUGCAAAGUAUUCUUUUUUGAUAUUUUGAAAAGUGAAUUGUUCUGAGUCAGGUUUUUUAAAAUUACAAAAUACCAACUCUCUAAACUUCAUGCAGUAUAUGCAAUGUAAAAUCCCAUUUUGUCAAAGUAAUUAAGUUAGAGAGCAAUCAGGACAUGUGACAAUUUUCCUUGAAUAUAUGUCUUCAUUGUAUACUGUUGUUAGAAUCAACUGAGCCUGGUACAUCAAAAAAUAUAUUAAAACUUUACAUAAUGUACAUCAGUGAGGUUAACUUUGCAGAAUUUUUGAUUAAAGACAUUUGGAUGAAGAUAUGCUUGAUCGUGACUUUUUAAAUACCGAUGUGACGCAUGUAAUACUACUUCAGCUGCAAUGUUGGAGCUUAUGAUGUCAACAUAGAUUCUGUUCUUUCCUUUUUUAGUACCUUGGUUUCCUCGCAAGAUUGCUGAUUUGGAUAAAUUUGCCAACAGGGUGCUGAGCUAUGGAGCAGAGCUUGACUCAGAUCAUCCAGUAAACUAUAACAUUGGUCUUUCAUUCUUUAGCUUAUUAUAAAUAGUGCCACUCAAAAAUUAAUCAAAAGCGAUGUUUUUUCCAUCCCCUGAGUGAUGUCAUCUGCGAAGUUGUUGAAAAGUUUUCACACACACCUUUCAAUAUACAUAAUAGUUCUAUUCAUAUUUGAAAAGAUCUUAAUUCUCAGACAACUGAUCUGAUGUUAAAAAAAUUACUUAUCAUAUUUUGUUGUUUAAUUGUGCUAAAUGUGUACAGUUAUGAUAUAUUUUUUCUUUACUGCAUAAUAUUAAUCCAAAUUAAUUCUUAAUGACUAAUUUAAUGUUAUAAUUUUUUAUUAAUGUGUUAUUUUUUGCAGUGACUAAUUGAGAGCUUUUUUGUAUAGGGAUUCACAGAUCAAGUCUACCGAGCUCGCAGAAAGGAGUUUGCAGAUAUUGCCUUCAAUUAUAAACAGUAUGUACUAUAACUGUACACCUUACUUUGUUAGAAGAAUAUUUGUAACAAGCAGGAACAGUGUGUACAUAUACUUCUCUAUUUCACUUGUUGAUCGAAGAAUAAGAUAAAUUGCUUGUUUGCAGUGGUGAGCCAAUUCCAGAAGUGACGUAUACAGCAGCUGAGAUCAAGACCUGGUAAGGACAACACUGUACUCAAGAAACACUUUUCAGUAUACUUAACCCUUUAUAAAUGCAAAUAACAAAAUUUAAAUCCUCAUUUGUUGUCUCCAUACAUUUGCCAUAAAACCAAAACACUAGAGAAUUUUUCGAUUAAAGUGCAUCAUUAGAAUUUAUCUUGUAUAAUCAGGCUCGUCCUUAAAUUCUCAUUACCACUCUGUCUUUUAAGUGGUACUAAAAGAAAUGUGAUGCCAAUCACAGCCAAGCGUGGUCAUUGCACGCGUGCUGAACAAGAAUGCUGUAUCAUGGCAGACUAGAAACAAUAGACAACUCCCAAAGCAUGAAACUCAGCCAAAACGCUAAAAAUCUUCAAUGUUUACUCAAGUUUGGGCUUAUAGAAGAUAAUGUCACAGUUUUUCAAUGACCAUGAAAUUCAGAGUCCGGGUAGUUAGUUAAUCAAUUGUGGCCCUGAAAAAAUUUGAAGGAAAAAAAACUAUUAAUUUUUAAGAAAAUGCGUUUUUCGUGAGAAGGACUCUUAAACGCUGACAAACGUCAACAAAUAGCGAAAACUAUAAUUUCUAUAUGUUUGCUUUGCUCGAAAUCGCGCGCAUUUACAAGGCCCUAAAGCGUUUUGCUGACUUGCAAGGACCCAUCUGUUAUAACGAUGCCCAAAAUAAAGGGAUGAAUCUCUUAGUGUAUUAGAUAUAAUCCGUGUAAAGUUUGCUUAUCAUUUUCGCACAAAUUAUGACCUAAAUUUGGAAACCGCUGAAUUUCUCGAAUUGGGUCUUUGCGAUUUUGGUGAAACUCUGUUCAGCGCAAGGCACUAAUGUGCACUAUGUGUAGCCGAGAGAUUUUCACGAAAAAAUGCCGGCAAAAGCAGAUUUUCGACUCAGACCUCAAAGGGGCGUGGCAUUAUAACCACGUGACAUUUACUCCGAUCGCCAAAAAUUUUAUGUUAUAUUGUAGAUUGAUAAAUAUGUUAUCUAUUCUAUGUGUUAGUAGUAGUAAAGGUGGGGAUACCAGAGAGCUUCAAAGUAGGAUGGUACCCCCCCCCCCCAAAAAAAAAAACUGGGUCGAGUCACCUUAAGCUGGCUUAUUGUAGCUACAAUGUGAUCGUAUUGCAUUUUAAUCCUUGAGCAAAAAAAAAAAACAUUGCUGAUUAUUGGCCUUAUCAUCCUACAGGAAUGUUGUAUUUUCUGAGUUGACCAAGUUGUACCCUACGCAUGCCUGCCGUGAACAUAAUUAUGUUUGGCCACUGUUAGCCCAGAACUGUGGCUAUAGGUGAGUAUUUGUAGCCUGAGAUAGUAUCAGGCGUUUCUGGGGGAAUAAGGAGAAGAGAGAAACAAAAAGGGCAGACAGCGACAGUGAGUUUUCUCUCUUUUAUGAUUUCAUUGUUUCAUGUAAACAAAUUGCUCUUCCACAUCGAUUUAGCCUCUCCACAGUUCUUCUUUUCUUUUUCCCGACGAAUUUUGCGAGCGCUCGAGAAAAAUAAAUGAAAAAAAUGUGCGGUUUCAGCGACAUUGCAUUUCGUGGUACCUGUUUGACAGGCUCGCGCGAUCGUUUGUUGUUUGACUUUGUCUUUGUUGGCGACGUUUCGACCACGUAUUGCUUCAAACUGCUGGUCCACAUCAGGUGACGAUGUCGGUUUAAUAGGCAAAAGAUGCUGGCGUCUGUUAGUUUUAAAUUGCUUAUACAGCGCGGCGCGCGUCCCUGCAAUAAGUCCCUUCGUUCGCCCCUAAAAAAAAUCGGCGCGUGCGCUGUUACUUGCUUUGAGUGUGGCUGGAAAAGCACCAUUCUCAAGCACAUAGCCUAAUAAAGCCUUAUAAAAGGACAAGUAGUACUCGAUCAAAACGUCGCAAUGAGUAAUAAAGUGACCGUCUUAGACAAAACUCUUGUGAAAAUUUCACAACAAUGAUAAGAGGAGGCGCCUGUCAACAAAUGUUGUCGGAGUGUUGGGACUGCACGUUUCAAAGGCGCUCUAACCACUAAAUUGGCUCUUUCAGGCUGGAUAACAUUCCGCAGCAAGAAGGUGUGUCAAGGUUUUUAAAAGGUAAAGAGCAGGGAUCCAUUUCAUAGCUUGGUUAGACCUCAAAGUUCAAAAAGCCAAUCGCAAAUUGUAUUGAUUAUUGGUCUUUUGUUUUUCUUCACUUUUUUCACAGAGUGCACAGGGUUCUCCUUGCGUCCAGUAGCUGGUUUGCUGUCAUCACGUGACUUCCUAGCAGGCCUUGCGUUCCGAGUGUUCCACGCGACUCAAUACAUCCGCCACGGUAGCACUCCUAUGUACACCCCUGAACCAGACAUUGUUCACGAGCUCAUCGGACACGUUCCCUUGUUUGCAGAUCCUGACUUUGCGCAGUUCAGUCAGGUGAGUCAGGAGCCCAUCAACCAAUAAGGGGAGAAAGUACACUGAAAACGACGGUUUUCGUCUUAAACUUCACACAGACUUUCUUUAAGUGCCCUUCCAGGAGUAAUGUUAAGUGAAGAUCGCCACCAAACUCGCAAGUAAAAACCCUGUCACGUUUGUGGUGGACAGACAUUUUGCAUUCAUAUCUUCCGUCCUUUUGCCUAAGUUCACCCUCUCCUAGCGCGAGAUAUACCGACUGUUGUCUUCUUGCAAUCCACAUACAUUUAUUUUCUAAUGAACAGUCUUUUCUUAUGUUGGUCAGCGGAUGUCUGAGCAGAUGACCAUUCUAAUUCACUGUAGCCUGUCCACCAAUUCCUUUAAUUCGCUAUCUGUGACGGAAUGCUAGGGUAUGGUCACCCAACGUUUUCUUAGCAUCCCGCUCCUCGUAACUGUUUCAUGCCACAGGAAAACCAGGUAAAGCCUCUCUGUUUGGAAUCGCUGUGGUCACAAGGUUGACAAUCGUAACUUUAAACUGCCAGUUAUAAUCCCUAGCUAGUGCACCUUCCUAAGUUUUAUUUCUUGGAUGGCAAUUAAAAACAUUUUUGGAGAGUCCUUUACUAAAUACCAUCUUUGUGUCGCUUUUGCCUAGAAUUGUUUUUCGCAAUUUCUAUUUGUAGAAUAUAUAAGGGUGGUUCUGAAAACGAGAUUUAAUGUUAAAGUGGAAGUUUGUCGGUAAGAGUUCAGGGAUGAUAUGUAAUAACAUAGUUUCUCUAUGGAAAGAAACAUCUUGAAAUAUUUCAUUUUUUAUGAGUGCUUCUUUUAUUUUUUCUUGAUUUGUUAAACAGGAAAUUGGUCUGGCAUCAUUAGGGGCCCCAGAUGAGUGGAUUGAUAAAUUGGCUACGGUGAGGAGUGUUUGUUCCCAGCUGUGUAAACGUAACGUAAAUACUAAUGCGAACAGACGUUGAAAUCUUGGAGAGGAAAUGACAUGGAACUUGUGGGAUUUGAGGUUGUUCUACUUGCCGUAGAGUCGGGAAAAUUUGUUACUUUCUCUUUGAUAAAUUCUUGAAUUUCAUUGGAAGCGCUCGGCAAAAACAGAGGAAUAAACCAACCAGAACUGGAACCAAAAUAUUACAACAGAUGUCGAUCACCGUAACGUGCACCUAAUCCCGCUCACUCGGAACUCCUUCAACGCGAAACCCGCCGACCUGGGGCCCAUUUCUGGAAAGCCCCGAAAAUUAACGGGUCCGUAAAGCUGUUGUUGUUUACAUGCAAGAUAGAGGUUUCAAUAGUUUUGCAUCUAACAUGAUAAAACUAUCAGUUAUUGAAAUAAAAUAGAGUACAUUGCUAGCAAGGAUCCUCGCUCUCAUACCUGUAACAUAAACAGCCCCCGAGUCCCCUGAGCUGUUCAACCACUCAGUCCCCAGAAAACGCCAAAAUUAUGGAUUAUAAUAAAAUGUUACUUAGCUUGUUAUUGUUGUUGUUGUUGUUUAUUGUUCUUUGUUUUACUCGUCGUCUGUAGUUGUACUGGUUCACCGUUGAAUUUGGGUUAUGCAAGCAAGACGGGAAUAUCAAAGCUUAUGGUGCUGGACUCUUGUCAAGCUUUGGUGAACUGCAAGUAAGUAGAGAAACGUUUCUUUUGUAAAUCAGAUUGUCUAACCUUCCCGCCUUCUUCCCCCACUUUCUUCUUCUGCUAUGUGCCAACUUCAUAAAUCACCCUUUUAACUCUCCCUAAUCUUUCUCUGCUUUCAAAAUCAAAGAUGGCGUUUGGAAAGAACUAAGCCCUCGCUCGGCCGAAACUUGAUGGAGGCAUAUUUACGACAGAUAGAUAGAUAAAUACGAUUCAGUUCACUGCAUACUAGAUUUCUUUCACAGUGACAGUUUGGAAGGCUUUGCCUUGUUUAAUUCAUGGAAUUAAAUUAGGGGCUUCUAAUAUCACCGCACUUGAAUAUACUGCAAAAGACGUCAACGACAAACGAAUCGGGGUUAAUUCCUUUCUACUAUACUACUCAAAAUGAUAUUUAAUUGUAUCAUUAAAUGCCUAUCCUAUGAUGUAUUAUAGUACUGUUUGACAGAUGAACCAGAUAAGAGGCCAUUUGAACCAGAGAAGACCUCAGUUCAAAGUUAUCCCAUAACCAAAUACCAACCCGUGUAUUUUGUGGCUAACAGUUUUCAGAGUGCCAAGGAAAAAGUCAGGUAAGCAUUGAAACGUUGUGAAUUCACUGUAAACAGCAAGACUAUGUUCAAACUGUGGUCAUUAGCCUCUCGAGAAUUUUCUUGGGGCGAAAAGACGUCAAAAUACUGGGUAGCCUGGAGCACUUACUAUUUACAUGGGAAAACUGGAAAUUCUGGUUGCACAAUCAAAUGGCUCGCACCAUUUCGUUUUGAAGGUUCAGUAAAUAUGGACUGUGGUUUGAAGCGAUGUAAUUUUUCAACUGUUAAGUCUGUUCAGCUGUUUUGGAUAUGCUUUGUAGCAGGUCGUUCUCCCACCACGUCAAAUUUUCCAGUUUCAUAUCCUCAGGAUUUCCCCCGGGUGGUUUUUGUAAAGGAUAAACACCCCAGAAUUUCACACGUUAGGAGCUUUUUUGCUUCCUAUAAGUUCUCGAGGAGUAUAGCCUAUAACAGUGAUGUUUCUGGUUCCUCCUUACCAACCUCGUCCCCAGGGCUUUUCCCUGAAAAAAUGGGAAAGAGGUUGCAUCAUCACCACCACCACCACCACCACCACCACCACCAUUAUUAGGGAGGAACUACCACGACGACCACAACGACGACUUUCAAAAAAAAACAAGAGGUUUAAUGAUCAAAACAGCAGCUCUGCACGUGCAUCACGCUUUUUAGUACAUUUUUUUGACGUCCACUGCACCACUACGAGGUGAAACCUCCUAAUUUCACGUUUUAAGGAGGACGUGGACAUACGACGACGAAUUUUCCUUCAUCUUUUUGAACCUGAAUAAAAUCCUUAAGAAUUCAACUCCAGGAAAAGUCCCCUGCAUUUGACAUAUUGAGCGGGUCCAAAUAGACGCGAUUAAGUUUGAAAGAACGCAAAGUCAUUUGUUUACCGACGACUGCAGUCGUCGUCGUCCUCGCUUAAGGCCCCUAUUGUUGUUAUUGUUGUUGUUGAUGUUGUUCUCCUUUCGAAAUUUUCGCUUCUAGGGAAUUUGCUGCCAAGAUUCCCAGGCCGUUUUCGGUCCGCUACAACCCUUAUACACAGUCCGUGGAGGUACUGGACUCUAAGGACCAGAUCAUGAAAUUGACCAGUGAUAUCAGAAGUGAUAUCUCCACCCUGCAUGACGCACUUGGCAAAUAUGAAUAGAGACAGUAAAUACGGCAUGGUGAAGUACCUAUCGAGAAGAUACACGGACAUAUAUUUUUAUAUAGAAACAACGUAGAUCUAGUCGCAAUGAGGAGCAUUUAUUAAUGGGUCUUUCUUAUAUUCUCGACUUGAGUUGUUCUCUGGCGAGUGUUAUAAUAUUCCACAUAGGAAAUAGUUGUUCUAACUAAAAGAUAUUUUUUUACCAGCGUACUGUCUAUCUUGGAGAAAGGUUAAGAAAAGCUCUUCAAUAACAUAAGCAGUAAACACGUUUGACGUAUAUCAAUACCUUUGUCCAGGCUAGCGUACGAAAAAAAGUUCAUUGUACAUGAUAGGUACAUACGGCGCGCAUACCCAAGGUGUCCACAUACUGCAGUGAUAGCAAUCUAAUCCAUUUCGUAUGUUGGUGUCGUAUAUGAUGUCCACAUACUUCAGUGAUGGAAAUCUUAUCUAUUUCGUGUCGUUAUUGACAGCGACUGCAGGACAGUAAAACCAUUAACGCCGCGUAGCAUGUAGCAUUUUCGUUAAUUAAAAUGGUUCCAAAAUUAGUCUUUCAAAAUAGCAACUUUAAGAAAAACGCACGUUUUGGAGCAUUUACUACCUAGUGACCAGUUUUGUGUGAUGCAAAAUGUUUGUUCAAACUAACGUAUUUAAAAGUCUGAGAUGCAAAUGGGUUAUUUAGAGUAGAGUCAUUCAUGUGGUGUAUGUUUUGGUAAGGUCACCACGUAGAAUUAUUUAACUAGGCAAGCGUAACUAUUUAACUGUAGUUUGUGAGUUUUCGCAAUAAAGUAGAUCUAA